AGUUUGCACCGACCUGCUGCCUGCAGCUGCACCUAUGAGUCUCCACGUUAAUGAAUAGCCGCGGCCCGCGCGAGACACACGAGCCGAUUAUGCCGAGAUAAAAAGCAUCUGACUCGCGCUCCGUCCGAUAAUGGCAUGCGAUGGUUCAUCCGCGGAGGAUUUCCCGGACAAAGUGAUGCCCAGAGCGGCUCCGUGCACGUGCAACAAGAAGUGCAGGAGUCGGAGCAGCAGUGUUGUCUUCCUGGGAUUAUUCCUGCUGUCGCUGUCUCUACACGCUGUCACCCUCGUCUGCUAUUUGGACCUGCGGUCCGAGGUCAAAAGGGAAAUUAUCCACCAGAAGCGGGACUCAAUGUUGACACUUGCGGGGAGUGACCUGGCUGACCCGGCGGCGGUGCUCUCACCCGGACACCCGCGACUGGACUCCGGGAGCAGCCGCACCACAGAGCCUCAUGAGGAGAAGUUACUGCACAGAAAUAGCGAAUUCCACGCCACAGAGGAUAACAGGGGCAUAACUCAGCGAGCGAAAAGAAGUCCCGGCAAGCAGCCAGAAACAGAACCGACUGGGAGAGAGAGAAGGAAAGAGAAGAAAAAAGGGAAAAAAAGGUCUGUGCCGGGCCCCCCUGGUCCCCCUGGUCCCCCGGGCCCACAGGGGCCACCGGGCAUCCCUGGAAUCCCCGGUAUUCCAGGAAGCAACGCUGUAGGGCCCGCAGGACCCCCUGGACCCCCCGGGCCGCAGGGACCUCCGGGCACUCAAGGUCCAGCAGGGGUUCCCGACAAGACGAAAACAAAAGAAUUCCAGCCUGCAGUGGUUCACUUGCAAGGACAGGAGACAACAAUCCAAGUGAGAGAAGAUCUGUCUGAAGGCAUCCUUAGGAACUGGAAGAUGGUGUCCAUCCAUCACCGCGUGUUUAAAAUGCACUCUCGCUCUGGAGAGCUGGAGGUGCUGCUGGAUGGUGUCUACUUCAUAUAUAGUCAGGUAGAAGUGUACUACCUCAACUUCACCGACAUUGCCAGCUAUGAGGUGAUGGUGGACUCCAACCCGUUCCUCCGCUGCACCUGCAGCAUCGAGACGGGCCAGCGCAAGUUCAACACCUGCUACACGGCUGGGGUGAGCCUGCUCCGCGCCGGCCAGAGGAUCUCCAUACGCAUAGUGUAUGAGGACACACUCAUCAGCAUGACCAAUCACACCACCUUCCUGGGAAGUGUCAGACUUGGAGAGGCUCCAUCUGCUGGACAGAACUGAUAACUGCACAGCCACCAGCACUCUACAUGAAAUGCGCCCGUCUUGCCCCCGCCGUUCAGAGGCAACUUAAAUCCCUCGGGUUAUUAAAGGUCGAGGAGCCCCCAGGUGACUUGUGUUCACUCUCACAGCUCUGUAUUAAAAGGGACGACAUAGACUGUCACACUUCCCCUUCACGUUGAUUCUGUGCAAAGAGAUGAGCCUCGAUAAGCCUCGUCAAACAAAAGGUCCUAUUUAUAGCCCCCAUUUUGUGUCAACACGGACGGCAUCUCUUUAUAACAAGGAAGGACACUGCGCUGACAUGUACUUAAUAUUUACCUAUUUUUAAGUGCUGUUGAAUGAUAAUCUUGUAUCUCCAAAAACACCAGCUACUCAAAAUGUUUUAUUCGCAGUUUGUAUACAGGGCCAUUUUAAUUAAUUUAAUUAUAUAAACAAUUAUAAGUGGUUAAAGCUCCAUAUGCCCCAGGGUUAUAAGAAUGAUUAAAGAUCAUAUACAUGUUCAAAGCACUUAUAAAGGUAUCUAUGCAAAGCUGAGACACAUCCAUAAAAACUGGAGUUAUAAGGUAUUCACGGAGCAACAGCACUAUAUAUUUUGCACACAUUUGCACUACAGCAUCCCUGCAGAAUAUCAGUGAUAUGUUUUGUUACAGUGCUAUUGUUUUAGUUACCGUAUGAAUGAAUCCAUGUGGAAAAAUGAUAGUUGUUUAUACGUCUCUGUACAUAUUGUAUAUAAAAAGGGAUAUACUUUUGUAAAUGGAGUUGAUUGAUGGAUUAAAAUGUUUCAUUUUCUGUCUAAA
Molecule: messenger RNA, 2037 nt
Organism: Epinephelus lanceolatus (giant grouper)
Lineage: Eukaryota; Metazoa; Chordata; Actinopteri; Perciformes; Serranidae
Biological process (GO): immune response; animal organ development
Cellular component (GO): membrane
Molecular function (GO): tumor necrosis factor receptor binding; death receptor agonist activity; death receptor binding
Source: RefSeq, a predicted model, not a curated record